Molecule: messenger RNA, 3107 nt
Organism: Petromyzon marinus (sea lamprey)
Lineage: Eukaryota; Metazoa; Chordata; Hyperoartia; Petromyzontiformes; Petromyzontidae
Source: RefSeq, a predicted model, not a curated record
UAACACAGGGGGGAGCCGGAAUCGAAGCCCGAGGAAUCGGCCACGUCGAUUAGCGGAGGAGGAAUCGACUCCGAGCGGAGGUGAGGCGGCGAAAGUUUGGGAGUCGCAGCGCAGAGCGGAGACGGCGGCGGCGGCAGCAGCAGCAGCGGUGCAGGAACCACCGUCACCGUCGUCAUCGUCGUCGUCGUCAUCAUCUCUCUCCUCUCUCCUCUCUCUCACCGGGAGACCAUGGACGAGAAUUACGAUGCGUCCGCUCGCCUCUGCCGCAUCGUCAAGGCCAAGGCCGGCUACGGCUUUCACCUGCACUCUGACAAGGUCAGGCUGAGCCAGUUCAUCCACAAGGUGGAGCCGGGCUCGGCCGCCGAACUGGCCGGGGUGCGCGCCGGCGACCGCAUCCUGGAGGUGAACGGAGUCAACGUGGAGGCCAAGAGCCACCAGGAGGUGGUGAGCAUCAUCAAGGAGAAGCCGGGCGAGACCACGCUGCUCGUCAUCGACCGGGAGGCGGACGAGGCUCUGGCCGAGCGACGGGCCACCACGGCGGCCGGGAGCCUCCUCGGCAUCGACGCAGUGCCGGCUCGCGGAGGCUCCGAGAAGGAAGGCGGCGACGAGGCGGGCCUCCUCGGUCAGAAGAAGCAGCGCGACGAUGAGGACAAGGACGACGACGACGACCACCACCACGGUCAGCAGCAGCAGCAUCAGCAGCAGCAUCAGCAGCAGGAUCGCGACAGCAGUGGCGACAGCGAUGGAGAGGAGGGCGCCGUGAGGCCGCGUCUGUGCGUCGUGCCGCGCGGCCCCAGGGGCUACGGCUUCCACCUCCACGCCGAGAAGGGCCGCGUGGGGCAGUUCGUGCGCUCCGUCGAUGCAGACUCCCCCGCACACACAGCCGGCAUCCUCGCUCACGACCGCAUCGUGCAGGUGAACGGGCAGAGCAUCGCGGGCAAGAAGCACUCGCAGGUGGUGGCCCUGGUGAAGGCCAGGAAGGACGACGUCACGCUGCUGCUGGUCGACCGCGUUGCCGACGACUUCUUCGCCAAGUGCGGAGUCGAGCCGACGCCCAGCCACGUGAAAGGUCGCUUGCCCAAAGCUCUGUCCAACGGAACAUCUGACACAGGGGUGGACGGCAAGAAGGAGCGAGAGGAGCGCGAGGAGAGGGAGAAGAGGGAGAGGGAGAGGGAGAGAAAGGAGAAGGAGGAGAGAAAGGAGAGGGAGGAGAGGGAGGAGAGAGAGGCGCAGGAGAGGAGGGGGCGGCAGGCCGAGUCCCCCGCAGUGCAGGACUCUGAGCUCUGCCCCCCAUUCCCGGGGCCGAGCGGUAGCCCGGGGGGAUCCCUGGGGGGAUCCCUGGGGGGUUCCCUGGGGGGUUCCCCAGAGGGGUCCCUGGAGCGGUCCUUUGGGGGGUCCCUGGGAGGGGCCCCGGCGCUCGCUCUGACGCUGGAGGCUGCGCGGGAACGCGCCCAGGCCAAGAGGAUGAACAAGCGUGCUCCGCCCAUGGACUGGAACAAGAAGAAGGAGCUCUUCAGCAAGUUCUAGGUGGGGGUGGCGGGGGGUGGGGGGGGGGGACCGCGGUGGGGAAUUAGCCAACAGCAAGUCGUGGGGGAAGUACUUCCUGUGGCUGGGGGAAGGGUUGCCACCUGUCCUGGUUUUCCCAGGGAUCGUUUUCUCAAUGUCAUCCCCACCCCCCCUCCUUCCCUCCCCCACUGGCACACGGCGAGCCGAGCCGGCAUGGGGAGCUCCAGGGCUGUUUCUUCCCUGCCAAAGGAGGGUGGCGGCAUAAUGUGGCUCGGGGCCCAGCGGGGCCAGGGGCCCUUCGGGGCCAGGGGCCCUUCGGGGCCAGGGGCCCUUCGGGGCCAGGGGCCCUUCGGCUGACGGGCACGCAUCUCCGGACGGGCGGAGAGGCGCACCGGUCGCGGCGACGCCACCAAGCGGCGACGGCCCUCCGGAGCCGAUAACGCGUCUCGAGUCGCGAGCCACGUCUCGGGUCCGGUGCUGGUCCCCGGCACGGCCCCAGGCCCCUGGCACGGCCCCCGGCAUGGCCCCCGGCCCCCGGCCCCCGGUCCCCGGCCCCCGGUCACGGCCCUCUGUGUGUCCCGGAAAAAUUAAGUCCCGGUAUUUGUGAGUUGCGUAGUAAAAUAACGGUGUGGUUGUUGUUGUCGUCGUUGUGUUUAGCUUGUCGUCCUUUCCACCACGCACAUCCGAUGAGCGCGGUUGGCGACGUGCGGUGGAAAAGAAGUUCAACGUACUUUAUUCAAGGCGAUCUAUUUAACGGUUGCAGUUCUCCACUCUUCUGGUCUUGAGAGGUUGCCUUCUCCUGCCCGUGAUGUCUCCCGUAGGUAGCCCACGCCUAUCCACAACCGGACCCCGUUUAUCCGCUCCGUUUAAAGCACGCGUGAGAAUUCACUGUCCCCACAGCAUUGCCGCAGUAAAACUCACGGAUGAAUUGUUUCGCCCUCGGGGUUGGUCUGCGAAUCGAGCGGAGUGAAGCUGUAGAAAUCUUGGUGGUAGUAACAAUCACGGCCUUUGAUAUAUCACCCCAGGAUUUCGCGCACGCCCAAGCGAGCGUGAGCAUCGGCGUGACUGGGCCACGGCAACCCGUCCCUCAACUUGGAGUUCGCGCCAACUAUUAAUGUUAGCGAUCAAUCGCGAUAUUGAAAACCAAACGGAUGUCGGGCCUCGGAAUCUAUCGCAACACCCCUGUCAAUUCCACGCAGCUCUUAGCUUCUCCACGCUUCCGUGCAACGACCCCGGGAACACAUUUGAACGCCGGCACGAAGGUCGCCCCGGUCAAUACUGCGGUCGUGCCGUAUUAAGCUGAAAGAGAUAACACUGCUACUUGCCAUCCUAAACUAAACUACUAAACUGUUUGUUUGUACCAAGUGUAAGGCCCCCACUGAGCCGUGUAGCUCUUUUCCAGAAGCGACCACCUGGCUAUCACAAAUGAUAUGAUCAUCGUAAUCAUCACUGUGAAAAAUUCAUAGCAGGAGCCAAAUAACUCUAAACGCCGGACAUUGAUUCUAAAUGUGAAGGGGAAAACCGGAGGACCCGGAGAAAAAUCCAUGCGACUACGGGGAGAGAGAGAGAGACGCGCAAACUCCAAAUAUACAGCAGCAGCA